Messenger RNA from Phodopus roborovskii (desert hamster), 1181 nucleotides. Its product is annotated as nucleolar protein 4-like. NCBI's taxonomy places the organism in Eukaryota, Metazoa, Chordata, Mammalia, Rodentia, Cricetidae. The record is from RefSeq and is a predicted model, not a curated record. The annotation marks the transcript as partial. The transcript has a single exon.
UUCCUGAAUCCAUCCACUUCGAGCAGCACCCAGGGUGACCCUGCCUUCCCUGAGAUGAAUGGCAAUGGUGCUGCAGCCCCCAUGGACUUCACUGCCACCACUGAGGACCAGCUGAUCAACAAGCUCCCUCCAGGCACAGCACUGGGUACACCGUCCUACCCCUCAGACGGCUGCAGCACUGACGGGCUUCGGAGCCGCGUCAAGUAUGGGGUGAAGAGCACUCCUGAGUCUCCCCCCUACAGCUCUGGGAGCUAUGACUCCAUCAAGACAGAAGUCAGUAGCUGUCCUGAGGACCUGACAGUGGGCCGGGCCCCCGCAGCAGAUGAUGACGACGAUGAUCAUGAUGACCAUGAGGACAAUGACAAGAUGAAUGACUCAGAGGGCAUGGACCCUGAGCGACUCAAGGCCUUCAAUAUGUUUGUGGAUGAGAACCUGGACCGCAUGGUGCCCAUCUCCAAGCAGCCCAAGGAGAAGAUCCAGGCCAUCAUUGAGUCAUGCAGCCGGCAGUUCCCCGAGUUCCAGGCGCGAGCCCGCAAGCGCAUCCGCACAUACCUCAAGUCCUGUCGUCGCAUGAAGAAGAAUGGCAUGGAGAUGACCAGACCCACUCCUCCCCACCUGACCUCAGCCAUGGCAGAAAACAUCCUAGCAGCUGCCUGUGAGAGUGAGACAAGAAAAGCAGCUAAAAGGAUGCGCCUGGAGAUCUACCAGUCCUCACAAGACGAACCUAUAGCCCUGGAUAAGCAGCACUCUCGGGACUCCACAGCCAUCGCCCAUUCCACCUACUCACUGCCAGCCUCUGCCUACUCCCAGGACCCUGUGUACGUCAAUGGUGGCCUCAACUACAGCUACCGUGGUUAUGGGUCCUUGAGCAGCAACCUGCAGCCCUCGGCUUCCCUCCAGACAGGAAAUCACAGUAACGGGCCCACAGACCUCAGCAUGAAAGGUGGGACCUCUACCCCGACCCCUCCCACACCCACUCCUUCCAGUAACAGCACCAGCAGGACCAUGCCCACGGCCCAGCUCAGCCCCACAGAGAUCAGCGCUGUGCGGCAGCUCAUUGCUGGCUAUCGAGAGUCUGCAGCCUUCCUGCUGCGUUCUUCGGAUGAACUGGAAAACCUCAUUUUACAGCAGAACUGACCCCACUGGCCCCCAGAGUGCACGACACCAGGGAAGGAGGCUGU